CACGGUUCGGCACGGUUCCAAAACGGUUCAGUUGGUCGCUGCCGUCGAGCAUUUUCCCAGUGCAAAAUCGGUACGAGGGUUUCGUCGCGCUGACGCGUUUUUGUGCUGCUGCUGGUGCUGCUACCUCGAAGAGAUAGUGCAAAGGCAAUCAUCGUGCAAAUACUACAAUACCUAGAAGAAAAACAGUAGUGGUGCUGCAGUGAAAGAUCAAUCAAUUUCUUUGUGUGUGUCUGCGGUGUCGCGCGAAGAGUGUGUUGUGUGUGUCUGCGCUUCCUAGCAGAAGCUGAAGUGCUUUGUGUGAGUGAGUGUGCGCGCGUGUGAGUGGGGGAGAGGGCACGGCUCUCUAAAAACACACAAUGGUGCCGGCGAAAGGAUUUCUGCUUACGCUGCUGGUAGUGCUGGUUGCUAGCAGCAGCUUCAGCAGCCACCAUCAGGUGAAGGGCGAAAAGUACGAGGACGAAGAUGAUUACUACGAUUCAAGAGAACGCGUCCUGGAAAACUCGUACCACGGCUUGAUAAAGGAAAAUGAAACGUUCGUCGAGAUAACGCCACUGAUCAAGGUGGACGAGACGAAAAUCUGCGGCUUUCACAUAAUCAAAAAGAACAAGGAAAUUCCCUUUCAGAUUGAGCUUGUGAACGAGCUUGGCAUUCUGAAAGCGAAAAAGACACUGAACUGCGAAAAGCGGAAAAACUACAAAUUUGACAUUACCGCCGUUUUCUGCGAUGGAUCACAUUCGAAGAGCGCGAGCGUACAUAUCUCCGUGAUUGACAUUAAUGAAUAUUCGCCCACAUUCCUGCAGCCCUCAUACGUCACAGAGGUUGACGAGGGCCGCCUCUAUCAGGAGAUAAUCCGCGUCGAAGCAACGGACAAGGACUGUACGCCCCUGUUCGGCGAUGUGUGCAAGUACGAGAUCCUCACCAACGACCAGCCGUUCACGAUCGACAACGAGGGCUCGAUACGCAACACGGAACCGCUCUCGCACAAGAUCUCACACAAUCACAUCCUCUCAGUGGUCGCGUACGACUGUGCGAUGAAGCAGUCCGCCCCGGUCAUGGUGAACAUUCGCGUGCGGCGCGUCUGCGAGGCGCACGUGAUGGGUGUGGCCGAGCGCAUCGACUACGUCGCUAACUCCAUGGAAAGUGUGUCGCUGUUCCCGAAGAUUCACCUCGAGCUGUGCGAUAUGCAGUGCAAGGGCGAGGACAUGGUCAUCCAGUCGUCGGUGUCGCUCAAAACCAAGCACAUCUCGUUCGGUUGCGAUCGGGACGCGAGCCAGUGUUUGCGUCGGUUGAGCGAAAGCGGCAGUGGCCGGGAGCGGGACGGCGAUGGGCUGGUCGAUUUGCUGCAGAAGAACACGGACUGGACGAAGGAUCUGACGUACGACGAGGGGGCGGAAGCGAUCUUCCACUUUGACGGUAGCUCGGGCGCGAUUGUGCCGAAGAAUGUGGUACAGCCGCAGGACUUUGCCGCGCACCAGUUCAGCAUCGUAACCAUGUUCCGGCACAACAGCAUCGUGAGCACGGACAAGCACACGAAGGAGCACAUCGUGUGCAGCGCGGACGACCACAAAAUGAACCGCCACCAUAUGGCGCUGUUUGUGCGCAACUGCCGGCUGAUACUGCUGCUGCGCAAGGACUUUAACGAUGGCGAUUUGAACAUCUUCAGCCCGGCCGAGUGGCGCUGGAAGAUACCGCAGGUGUGCGACAACGAGUGGCACCACUACACUAUCAACGUGGAUCUGCCGAAGGUGGACCUGUACAUCGAUGGCAUUCGGUUCGAGAGCAACGUGGAGGACCGGCACAGCAAUCCGGAGGUGAUCGAUGACUGGCCGCUGCAUGCGGCGCACGGCAUUAACACGACGCUUGCGAUCGGCGCUUGCUACCAGGGGUCGGAGAACCGGCUGAAGCACGGGUUCAGUGGGGAUAUUGCGGAGAUUAAGCUGUCCACGCGCAAGGUGCUGACGGCGAGCCAGAUCCGGUGCGGUACGGACUGUGCGGAGAAGUUGCUGCCACCGGCCGACCACUACCUGGAGCCGGAGCAGCAGAUCCAGUCGAACACGCAGAUGAACAAGAUCAUCAUCGAGGGCAGCAACAAGACGAACAUCGAGCAGCUGCUGCAGCAGAUCCAGUACAUCAACUCGAAGGAAAGCCCCACGAUCGGGCGCCGCAACAUCCAGGUGAUGACGACGGUCAGCUGCCCGAACAAGAAGGCGAUCCGGCUGCCGACGAUCGACACGUACAUUAUGGUCAGCUCGGCGGGCAGCAGCCUGUCCGGGGGCAGCAUGCUUGCGUCGGCCACCUCCUCGUCCUCCUCGUCCGGGUUGUACAACAAGAUACUGGUGGAUAAGCCGCUCGCCACCGACCAGAAGCCGCAGAUCGUGAUCAGCGGCAACUCGAACCAUCUCGUCUCGUACCCGGACAUUAAGGAGGGCGUCAAGAUACUGGCCCAGAUCAACAUCAGCGUCUACACUGGGAAGGAUAUUCGGCCCGAGCUGCAGAAGCUCGAUUCGUGCAAUGUGAACGUGUUCCCGAGCCUGAACCCGGACCACGAGGAGAUUACGAUCGACGAUAAGGACGGUGCGGACGAGUCGCUGUUCAAGUUCGACAUCAAAACGCAGAUCAGCAAGGAGGGCGUCGAGAUGAUCGGGUACGACACGAUCGAGAACUACCAGCACGUGCUGAAGUCGCUCGUGUACAUCAACAAGAAGCCGGCCUACUACCUGAACCGGGUGUUCAAGCUGACCUGCUCCCAGGUGGACGACCACUUCCGCAGCGCGGAGUACACGCUCACCCUGACCGUGCUGCAUCCGAAGCAGCAGCCGACCUCGUCGAUUGCUUCCGCCUCCGCACCAUCCUCCAAUGUGUUGCUGGCCAUCUCGACCGCCCCAUCGGAGCAGCAUCCAGCCGUUGCGGUCGAUUCGCAUGACAAUGCAAACCAGUACGCGCACGUAAUGCUCCACUCGCACGACGUCCAGGAGUCGCAGUCGAAGGUGCGCAGCAGUGGCGGCGCCGCCCUGCUCGGCCACGAGAAGCUCGCCUCGUCCCACUCGACCAUGUUGAUCGUGGUCAUCUGCGGCUCGUUCGUGCUGCUCAUCUGCGGCGUCGGCAUCGCCCGUCUGCGCAACAGCAACGCGGCACUGGCGGGCGGCAGUAGCGGCCAUGGUGCAGCGGGCGGCGCGGCCGGCGGCAGUGCGUUCGCGCGCAACCUCACCGACAAGCAUCUGCCGUGCCCGAAGGUUGCGCCGGACCAGCAGCUCGACUGGGACGAUUCGGCGCUCACCAUCACCAUCAACCCGAUGCAGCACGACGCCCUGUCGGACGAGAGCUCCGAGUCGGACAACUCCGACUCCGAGGACGAGGAGGUGCUGAACGGGCGCUACAAAAACGUCAGCCAGCUCGAGUGGGACAACUCCACAAUCUAAAUGGAAUAUAUCAAAUAUUUUAAAGUAUGACAGAUUUAUUACAAACAUCCACAACAAAAGCAGCUGGCGCAAAAUUGCAAACAGAAAAAACAAACACACACACAUACACAAUUCCCCUCUUCUUUCUCCCCUCCUGCUGCAUCAUUAUCAACCCCGCGAGGCAGUGUAGUCAGCAGCCGCAGCAACAGAACAGUGGAGUGGCCAUUCAUUUGCAAGCAAAAAGUAUUUACCCCGCUCCCGGCUCUCCAAGUACCACCAUACAGGCUAAAAAACUACACCUCUAAAAAUAUAUAUACAACUGAACAUAUAGAUAUAUAUACAUACAUGAAUUAUAUCAGCAGCUCUAUACUCUCAUGCAUACCGAAAAAGAACAUUAUCCCCCCCCAUUUUCCCUCCGCUUUCGACGCAACAAGGUUAAAGCAUGAAACCACUAAUACACACACUCAGCAGCAGCAGCAGCGGCAUUGCGUGGAAUUUAAGUGCGACAAACUGGUGUGGUGAACAAAUUUAAUAACUUCAGACCAUCCCAUCCCGCAUAUCCCCGCCAGUGAGCAAAACCAAGCCCACAGCCUGGUCUGAAAGAUAACAGAACAAUCUGACAAACCACCAUACAACCAACCAAACACGGGAAUGGUCACUUGCAGACUGCUUCUUUGCCCUGAUAGGGCUGACGGGGAUGAGGAAAGUGAAAAUCACCAGCCACCAGCACCGGAAAACAAUACGCAAUGUACUUACAAUGCUGCACAACAAUGUGCAUAACGCAAAUGCAUGCAAAUGAGUGGUAAACAAAUGUUCCAAACUCUACUCCCUCCCGCCUCCAUUAAUCCAAAACCGCCGCCACGGCGAUUUCGAUUCCGUUUUUUUUUUGUCCGCCAUUGCUCGGGAAAGCAAAGCAGAGGGCAGAAGAGUGCGGUGCAGAACAAUUCCACGCACACGAGCGCAGCUGCCGUGCGGCGCCAUUCAUUAAAAAAAAAACAAGCAACAACAACAAAAAGUCUAGAAAUCAGCUUAAUAAUAUGAAAAAAAACACACACAAAUGGAUUAUAUAUUAUUAAAAUAAAAGAAAAGUCUACAAGAGAGAAACAAAAUGUAGCUAUACGGUACAUUGCGGAGGGUAAGGAGAAAAAACGGGAUGCGCGUAGAGAAGAGAGAAAGGAGAAAAUGAAAAGAAGAAGAAAGAAGGAAAGACGUAAUAGCUAAAAGGAUGUAGCCGAAGGAUAAACGUAAAACGUGUGUGUGUAAUAGUGUGUGAGAUGUAUAAAAUUGAUUAAACAGAAACAAAACAAUGGAUGUAGGAAGAAGAACGAGAUGGUGAAAAACACAACAACACAAAAAGAAUACACAAAAGAGGUCAUUUAUUCAAGUGCAACACAGUCCGUCUCUGCGUGUAAUGAGUGUGUAUGUGUGUGUAAUUUUGUUUUAGUGUGCGCGUGUCCCUUAUAUACUGCUGAGCCAGUUCCAGGAUGGCCACGCGAGGAGGAAACCCGCACACACACACAUACGUAUUUCGUACGAUUAGUAGUGGAAAAUAGGGGGAGAAAUGAAGCGAACAGCACACAUACACACAGCACAGAAACAUUUUAUGAUAAGACGACUACUAAACCUAUCAUUAGUACUAUCGGCGCUAUUACUUCACUACUGGUAUAUCCCCCACGUGCAGCUAUCACAAAACAACAAUUACUACUACCACUGUGGAAGUCACGUGUGUGUGUAGAUAAAGAAGCCCCACUAACUACUACUGGCUACUACUGGCUACUACUCACGGUGUAACCGACAUCCAGCUAUGUCGCAGCUUUUCCCGCGCUCCUUCGAAGUAAACCGGCACACCGACUUUGUGGGGAUAUCGUUACUGCUGAGGCCAUUCCAGCGCACUUACUUCACAAUAUGAGCGCGAAAAAGAAAAAAAGGCGAGAAGAAACCCUGCAGCAAUGGACCCACACAAAUGAGAGUGUCACUUUUUGUCGACUCUGCAACCCUUUCGUCAGCUGCGAAAAUUGCAGUAAAGAAUCAUCAACCGCUGGAGGACGCAGCCACACCAUGCUGGGAUUCAUUUCUUUACCAAGAACGAACCGAACGCACGACGCACAAUGACGCAAAACGAUGCCCCGGGAAAGCUGCUUUGUUAUUGUAUUGUUUGUUUGUCCUUGCUCGUGUUAGAUUUGAGUGGUGUGUUCCCUCAGAUUAAGAGUGGCGAGAUGUGUGUAGUGCGUAUAACGAGAGUCAUUAAGUUGCGGUAGGCUUUUGUGGAAGAAAACUAGAGAAAAGUGUCUGUUGAGGACACCCUAGAUCCAUUUUGUCAGUUUUUUUUUAUUUUACAUGCAUUCAGGCGCAUAGUAUUUUUAAGAAGCUGAGAUCUCUACGAUCUUUAGCUCGGCAAAACGGAUGUUCAUUUUAUAAUUUGCACGCUUCAAACCCAGCCUGAGGAUUGAAUUUUCACAUGUUGGCAUAUUAUUUUCGUGUGCCCGUGUUGCUGCACUGUGUGAGUGUGAUUUUAGUAAAUCAAGUGGUCGUUUCUUAGUGUAAACUGCCAAUUAUUUCCUGUAAAACACAGUUCGCAGAGAGUGUUUUUCGCAUAAAAGGAUGGCGUUAGAAUUAUAAGCUUUUUUUAAAUCCUAUUUUCCCAUCCAUCCUUCAUGCUGUGUGAGCUCCUCCAUAGCAUUGGAAGGGCGUUUUUACCCCCAAAAUCCCAGUUAAUGCACGCCGCUCGGUGGUUUCAUUUGCUGCUCCGGAAGGACACACAAAGGUUGCACCUCCCAUCACCACCACCACCUUCUCAUACUUGCUGUACAUUUUUAUCACAUUGUUUCCUGUUUUGUUUCAUUCAAUUUUUCUUUUGCUUUGCGUUGUAGAGCCAUUCGUCGAGGCGUGUGAAAUGAUGUUAGAGAAGAAAGGGCAUAUGAAACACACGAUCACGUAAAACAAAACAAAACAAACAAAAACUGUUCUUCAUUAAAUGGCCAUUCAACAAUUGUAGCGGCGCUAGGUGGAAGAAACUACACACACGCGCAAAACAAGAAGUAUUGUAAAUGGAAGUAUAACAAAUAAAGAAGCGAUGGAAAAACAAGCGAAAACACAAAA
This is a messenger RNA of Anopheles arabiensis, 6497 nucleotides long. It is a transcript of the gene Cals, whose product is annotated as calsyntenin-1. Gene Ontology annotation, molecular function: X11-like protein binding; calcium ion binding; kinesin binding. Gene Ontology annotation, biological process: positive regulation of synapse assembly; positive regulation of synaptic transmission; homophilic cell-cell adhesion. The transcript has 9 exons. Lineage: Eukaryota; Metazoa; Arthropoda; Insecta; Diptera; Culicidae. The record is from RefSeq and is a predicted model, not a curated record. Gene Ontology annotation, cellular component: postsynaptic membrane; cell surface. The coding region runs from base 357 to 3419 and encodes 1020 amino acids.